AUGAGGAUUCUACGGAUCUCCGGCGGGAUCCUAGCAUUCGAUCCGUUAGGAGCGGCCUACGGCGACCGAUCUCCUAGCGUUGAUGAAUCUGGUGCGCGACUAGGACCAAGAUAUCCUAGACUUUCACGAUGCAUUGGCGCCGCUGCUCAGCUAUUCUCUGAUCCGACUAGAAAUAAACGAACGGUUGUUCGAUAUGUACCGCUUGGUAUAGUUAUCGGUCCGGGCGUGGCUAGACAUACACCAGCAGCUUUACGGCUAGCAGGCCAAAUCACGAGGGAUUAUGGCACGUGCAUUUCUAGAUAG
Penicillium verrucosum is the source of this 303-nucleotide messenger RNA. RefSeq lists its product as uncharacterized. The transcript has 3 exons. NCBI's taxonomy places the organism in Eukaryota, Fungi, Ascomycota, Eurotiomycetes, Eurotiales, Aspergillaceae. The record is from RefSeq and is a predicted model, not a curated record. Bases 1 to 303 code for a protein of 100 amino acids.